AUGUACACAGCACCCUCCUUCGGUCCCUCGACCAACAUGUCCGAUCUUGUCUAUUACGGUUCAUGGAUCAACUGGAGUCGUGGAAAGUAUAAUGGUGGAACAAUAACUCUCACACCACGCAAUGCCGGCAUCCUUAUCGCAUUCUUGGCCAUCUUCGUCUCGAUCGCCGGCGGCAGUCUUUGGAGAAUCAUCGCAUUCAUUCUUCAUCAACGACGAGUCGCGAAAGACCCUCGCGAUGGCUUGCAUUAUCAGCAGCAGGUCAUUUUGAGAAACGCAGCAACGCCUGGUGUUGCUUCAUGGCAGCUCCUUUGGCUUGUCCCUCCCUGGCGGAGGAUAUCGAAACGCCCACUCUGGAAGUCUCUUCCCGUUGUCCUCCUUGCGCUCCUUAAUCUCUUAACGUUCUUUGCCGCCGGUAUUCUGGUUGCUGAGGUUACGCGGACCGCAGGGUCGGAGGUCCUUGUGCGGUCUGCCAACUGCGGCAAUUGGACUAUCGAUGACACGAGACUCGUGUACGGUUUCACGACCAAGACUCAGAACGACACGGUCAGCGCAGCGACAUAUGCCCGGGCUUGCUAUGGAGGCCCUUCCGCUGCUCUCGAGUGCAACCAAUACAAAGUAAAGGCCCUGCCAUACACCGUUAGCGAGAAGGAAUCGUGCCCGUUCGACAAGGAUAUGUGUCUGAACAAGGUCCCAGUACUGUCAUUUGACACUGGUAACAUGUCUUCGCAUGACCAUCUCGGCAUCAACGCUCAAACGAAAGACCGUAUACUUUACAGAAGAAAGACAACCUGCGCGCCUAUCAUAGACACCGGUUUUUUUACUUCGUUCAAUUACACCGACAUAGCAAAUGCAUCUCUAGGUGACUUUAGAGGGAGUGAUGGAGAUGUUAUAGAUUUCUACAAUUUUGGAGGGACAGUCCACAUUGACGGGAGCAAGGCCAACAACUUCACCUUCGCCUACAACGAACGAAUGGCCGCUGUUGGAACUGGCUACGGCUUGGCUUUUGGCUCUCAAAAUCUGUGGCAACCCGAUAAAGUCCUCCGUCGCGAUGAUGCAGAUAUAUCACUGAUGUUCCUCAUGGCGAACGAUAUACGAUACUAUGGUCUAGUCGAAGAUCCCAUCUUUCAAGCAACAGGGGAACUCUUCUCGAUAAUCGAUGCUGGUCAAAAUGUAACGCUGUACACGUCUGAUUACUUCGUGAACCCUUUAGCAUGCAUCGACCAGCACCAGUUCUGCAAUCCUUCGAACGGAAAAUGUACGAAGCUGGAUGCAUACACUCCGGCCGUUCUCGCUGCCCAAAAGGAUUUAGAGUACAACCCAAUGCAAUACGGUACAAUAUCGACACUGUCACUUGAGCUGUAUCUUUCCACGAUUUCGCAAAGUAUUGGCGGACGAGGUAGCUCUGCGCUUCGCGCACAAGAGGUUGUUUCUGGACUUUUCUCUGGGCCUUUGCCCAAAGACCAAUGGAAGAAAGAGGUCGAAUAUUGGUUCACAACAGGUCUUAGUAAGGUACAAAAGUACUUCGUCGAUUAUGCAUCUGGCCCGAGCAACGUCUUCAAUGGUACCCACAUAUCGAAGCCUUACGAUGCGCCAUCUCGUCAACUUUGCGAGAGUCAGGUCAUCAAGGCACCGCCCGGAUCUAACGCCACCUCCUUCUCCACUUUAGGUGUAGCUAUCAUCCUGACUGUGGGCGGUCUGGUUAUCCUCGCUCAUGUUAUCUUGGAGUACAUCGUAUCCAACGUCGUACCUACUAAGAAUUACAAGUUGGUCCGAUGGGCACUGGACGACAAGCUGCAGCUCCAGCGCCUCGCGUUUGAAGGUGCAGGCGUGGGCUCAUGGCAUGCUGGAAUAGGAGCUGUUCCCACUACAAAACGUACGCAGACCUUUGGAAUGGAGAUGAGUGGGGAUAAGAGGCAUCCGACAAUGACUUUUACCGAUGACGAUGAGGAGAAAAGGGCUGGCACUGUCCUCCUGGAUGACGCUGGAUCCGUCAGGUCCCACUCGUUUUCUACCUCGAAAGGAAGCGGCCUCCGGACCUGGCCUACAGCAAGCGUGCAAAGGGCUGAGUCUAUUCAGAUCCCGCCGAUACGGUUAUUUGAGGAUGAUAGAGAAAUAUGGCCGCUGGUGCGGGAUACGACGGAUAAUCCGUACAACUGGAGUGGGAGCGCAGCAGGCUUCGAGUCCCGAUGA
Didymosphaeria variabile is the source of this 2190-nucleotide messenger RNA. RefSeq lists its product as uncharacterized. Bases 1 to 2190 code for a protein of 729 amino acids. The transcript has 5 exons. NCBI's taxonomy places the organism in Eukaryota, Fungi, Ascomycota, Dothideomycetes, Pleosporales, Didymosphaeriaceae. The record is from RefSeq and is a predicted model, not a curated record.